GUCCGAGACUUGCAUACUCUGUUGGUGCCAAUUUUACUCCCCAUGUGAUCACUGUCAAUGCUGGAGAGGACAUUACGAUGAAGGUCAUGUCUUUCUCUCAGCAAGAAUCCCGAGCUAUUUGUAUUCUUUCUGCAAAUGGCACGAUUUCAAAUGUUACACUUCGACAGGCAACUUCUUCUGGAGGUACCUUAACGUAUGAGGGUCGUUUUGAAAUACUCUCAUUGACUGGAUCGUUUAUGCCGACACAGAAUGGAGGUACGAAGAGCAGAUGUGGUGGGAUGAGUGUCUCGCUGGCAGGUCAAGAUGGUCGAGUUGUGGGCGGAGGACUAGCUGGUUUGUUGGUAGCAGCUGGUCCUGUGCAAGUUGUGGUUGGUAGUUUCCUUCCGGGUCACCAGCAAGAACAGAAGCCAAAGAAGCCGAGGAACGAAUCCACAACCAUUUUCUUUCCUCCCAUCAACACCAUCACUGGUGAAGAGACGAAGGCGAUGUACGGCGGUGGUGUCAAGCCCGUUCUCACGACACCGUCCUACCAAGAACAUAACUCACUGUCACCAAACCCAGUCACAGGCUUCAAAUUAUCCUCCACUGACAACUUACCUUUGCCUGACAAAGAACCCAAAACACAAAGUCAAUCGAACUGUGAGGUUUCUUUCGCUUCAAAGUAGUUUUCGUCAUUCUUCUCCGUAGAUUUCGUAGUGCCUAACUCAACUCGACCCAUUUCGACACCGAUUUAAGCCCUCUCUGGCUGGUGAUCAACAAAUUAUUUGGGUCCUCACGUAAUCUUGUGCUCUUUUCCAUUAGGUAAUAGGUGCCAUGGAGUCCAUUAGGCUUCUUUCUGAUUCUUGCUAUCAAGUGUCCUUUUACAGGCUCAAAUGAAUGAAUUUCCAUGGUUGCUACUGGCUAGUUAAUAGGGUGAGCAAGAUAAUAGAGUCAUCAAAACAGGUAACAUGAGUGAGAGCCCCGACCAUAGCAGCUUUAGAAAAUUCACUCUCAACUUUGGUAGUAACAAAAAAACUUCUAGAUUUGUAAAAGACUUGAGAAACAUUGUUUUCCACUUUCAUUCCAUGUGCUUUCUGUAUUAGAAUUGUCGUAUUGAUUGAGAUCAUUUGAAGAUCAACUUCAGUAGCACUUUUGAAGGUACAUCAAACUAGGGAUUACUUAUAAA
Molecule: messenger RNA, 1165 nt
Organism: Momordica charantia (bitter melon)
Lineage: Eukaryota; Viridiplantae; Streptophyta; Magnoliopsida; Cucurbitales; Cucurbitaceae
Source: RefSeq, a predicted model, not a curated record